This is a messenger RNA of Drosophila guanche, 959 nucleotides long. RefSeq names its product probable glucosamine 6-phosphate N-acetyltransferase (gene Gnpnat). NCBI's taxonomy places the organism in Eukaryota, Metazoa, Arthropoda, Insecta, Diptera, Drosophilidae. The record is from RefSeq and is a predicted model, not a curated record. Gene Ontology annotation, molecular function: monosaccharide binding; glucosamine 6-phosphate N-acetyltransferase activity. The transcript has 6 exons. The coding region runs from base 160 to 834 and encodes 224 amino acids. Gene Ontology annotation, cellular component: endoplasmic reticulum; Golgi apparatus; endoplasmic reticulum-Golgi intermediate compartment. Gene Ontology annotation, biological process: UDP-N-acetylglucosamine biosynthetic process.
CUCGUCGAGCGCUGUAGCUGUUCGUUCGCCGCGUUUCACGUCAAUUCAGUCUGCUCCGAAACUUUGGCCGAUAAAAGUGGCGGAAAAGCUUCCGCUUCCAGUUUUUUAGUAGUGAUAGGCCGGUGCUCUAUUAUCAAACAGCAAACAUACGAUAAAAUCAUGCAAGAGACGUAUCUGUACGAUCCCAGCUUACUGCUGAAGCUCGACUUUCAUCGCACUCCGGCCACGUUCAAGCCAUUCAUAUCAGCAACCAAUCCCGGCGAGCCAUGGAUGAAGGUUCGCCCCCUCAAGGACACCGACUAUGAUCGUGGCUUCCUGCAGCUGCUCUCCCAACUGACACACGUGGGGAAUGUCAAUCGCACACAGUUUUUAACCCGCUUCUCGCAGAUGAAGGCCAGCGGGGACUACUUUGUCACGGUUAUAGAGGACACACGCAAAAAUGAGAUUAUUGGAGCUGCCUCUUUGGUGAUUGAGCGCAAGUUCAUCCACAAUUGCUCAGUGCGUGGGCGACUGGAGGAUGUGGUGGUCAAUGAUACAUAUCGUGGGAAGCAACUGGGCAAGCUCAUUGUGGUCACCGUCUCGCUGCUGGCCGAAGAACUUGGCUGCUACAAAAUGUCGCUGGACUGCAAGGAUAAGCUGAUCAAGUUCUACGAAUCUCUGGGCUAUGUGCUCCUACCCGGCAACUCCAAUUCGAUGACCAUACGCUAUGAUGAGGGCACGACGCUGAAGCGCAAUACCACCUCCGCUAUGGCUGGCUCCAGCUCUGCUGCAGGGGGCGACUCUUGCCAAACUAACUCUCAAUUUUAUAACUUUUUCUCUCCUUUCUGCUACUGAAUGUGCGGCGGGGCGCUCUCAACUCACAACUUGAAAGGUAGUCGUUAUAUUACCCUUUAAGAGCACCUUCAUAAAGUAGCAUUAACAUUGAUAUACAUUGAGACAUAAAUAUACCUAAAAACUAA